CUACCUUAUCCCUCUCCACAUAACGAAGAACUCAGUGAGAUAUGGAGCUCGAAUCAACCACCGCUAGACGCAGACUCGCCACAGUCGCCGCUCACUUCCCGCUGCCCACUAACGAUCCCGUCUCCUCGGCAUCGCUGCUUCCCUUGAACUGUAGCGGCAGUUUGAAUUCUGCCAUCAGAAGAUGUGACAACAAGCUCUCUUUUGCCCGGCAAGCGUCUUCUGAGCAAGGCUUUUUCAUGAGGCAGGCUCCCACAGUUACAAACGAGACUGGCGGCGGCAUCACUUUGAAGAACUCUGUCAUUAGAAGAGGUGACAGCAGGCUGUAUUUUGCUCGGCAAGCGUCUUCUGCACAGGGUUUCUUUAUGAGGCAGGCUUCAACCGAUGAGAGGGCUAUACCACAGGACGAUGCAUCUACCAAGUGCAAAACGAAUGGCUUACCUUCUUCGCAACAACCAUUGCUUUCCAGACCUGAGUACGCCCCACCACAGUUUUCCAAGGCCGCCGCAAAAGAUGAGUUCUUUGUUUCUUGUGAUUCACCAUGUCAGCAAAAGGAAGACUUGGAAAAGCCAUACAAACCUGACCUUCCUAAGUUAGCCAAUCUAGGGACUGUUUCGUCUCCGAGAUCAAAUGUUGCAGAAUAUGAACAUAACUAUGUUGUGGCAGUAGAGCUACCAGGUGCCAGUAUCAAUGAUAUAAGAGUUGAGGUCGACAACACAAACUUAACUGUGACAGGAAGACGCACAGCUGUCUGCCAAAAAGUUGAUGCAUGCACCAAAGGUUCAGUGUUUGGAUAUCAUAAGCAAGAAAUAAUACAAGGACCCUUCAAAGUUUCCUGGCCACUUCCUAGCAAUGUGAACAAAGAUAACGUUGCUGCUGAAUUUAUGGAUGGGAUUCUGAGAAUAGUGAUUCCAAAGCUCUGAGGGUUCAUCGUUCUGGAACCAUAUACAAAACUAGUAAAUAAUGUGUAUAAGAUAUGCUGUUUGUAUGGAAGAAGAGAAAGAAAAGCAAUAACUGAUGAAAGAUAUGUAAAAUAGUUUGGUCUUUUAUGUAUCAUAGAUUGCAUGCAGGCAUUGCUCUGUUGAUGGAGUAAGCCAUGUAAACAAUCCAUUAAUAUAAGAAAAAAAUAAGGCUUGAUUACUACCAAAAUCC
Messenger RNA from Eruca vesicaria subsp. sativa (arugula), 1149 nucleotides. The record is from the annotation of a GenBank genome assembly. NCBI's taxonomy places the organism in Eukaryota, Viridiplantae, Streptophyta, Magnoliopsida, Brassicales, Brassicaceae.